Molecule: messenger RNA, 1303 nt
Organism: Pseudonaja textilis
Lineage: Eukaryota; Metazoa; Chordata; Lepidosauria; Squamata; Elapidae
Source: RefSeq, a predicted model, not a curated record
CGGGCAGAGGCGGGGCGCCCGCGCUUCCCGGCCGUCUCCGCCGCUCCCCGCCCGCACUCCCAGCUCCGGACGCCGCGCAGGCAGAGAGCAAAGAUGGGCAGCGAUAUGAUCCAGAUGCUGCCGGUGAUUUUGGACCAAGGUGGCAACCUCUAUUUCCAAGAGCAAGUUUUAGAAACAGACAGCUGGAGAAUGUCAGGAAAAUGUGAACCUGCCCAAGUCUUCAGAAGUCCUAAUAAUCACAUCCUCAUAGCACGCCCAAUUGACGAAGAUUUCCCUGCGGUAUUUGAACGCAGAACAGACCAGGAAAUUAGGAACGUAUCAGGAAUCAGAUUUGACAUCCACAGUUACCAAGACACCAAGCCAAAGGGACUGUGUGUGGCCUUCACAGUGGAAUUUAACAACCAGAUUUACCACAUGUGUGUGGAGAAAAAGGAAAGCAAAAUGAGGGUGAAUUUUAAGGAAGGGACAAUUCCCAAAAACAUCGAAGGAGACACCAGCAACAUCAUCUUUAUCAAAACACGGUUUUCGGGUGGCAGCCGGCAAUUUUACAAGUUCGAAUCUGCUCUGGAACGUGGCUAUUUCCUGGCCUUUGAGAGUGUCAAAGGUAGCUCUGAGACCGUCCUGGUGGUCAAGAAGGUAGAACCAGCAGAUGAAGUGGAUGAAUCCACCAAGCUCCACCACGCUACGCUCCUCUGACAAGGAAACCCAAGUAAAAUGUAGUGUAAAGGAAUGGUUGAUUUAGCCUCUAGAACAUAUUAUACAAUUGCUCACUUUCCCUGCUAAAUAUUUGGAAAACUGAUCCGUGGAUUUGUCUAAUUAACAGUAUCUAAAAUUGGGUGGGAUAAAUAAUUGCACUAGAAAAGCCACCCAGAUAUCCACGGCUUUGCAAGGAAUCUCAAUCAAUUACCAAAAAAGAAAUUAAAAAACUAGACAAUAGCCAAACAAAAAAUGCAAGACAAAUCUAAUGGAAUGUCAGCAUUUCAAACUUUAUCUAGGCUGAGUCUUUUUUUAAAUUGAGAUGUUAUAUUUUUAAUAAUAACUAAAAAAAUCAAUCCAAAAGUUUUGUUAUUUCUUGCAAGUAUUUUUGUAGGUCAUAAAACAGGGUGCAACUCAUUUAGCAACUGCUUUUAGCUACAGAAAUUAUGGUCCGAAGAAGUUUGUCCACUGGCACAGAUCUAUGAUUUGGAAAGUUUAGGUUUCCCAUUGUUUAAAAAACUAUCCUGGAUAUAUCAUCUUGAUAACCGAUUCUAGCUGUGCAUAAGUUUAUUAAUAACUGUAUUUUUUCCUCUAUUCAAAUGAUAUG